CACGGGCGGCGGUUCGCACGAGUUCGUUGAGUCGCCACGCGUGCCCGUCCGUUGUUGCACAUCGACGUCAACCGCUUUCAGUGCUAUAGCGCGUUUCUUAGCGCUAUAUCUUCAUAACCUUAAAUUUCCAAUUUCGUUUUAUAUUUUAUAAAAAUUAUAUUUUCAAGAGAAUACUCAUGAAUUCUACAAAUUUAUAACUUUUGUGGUGUGAAGUUAACGCCCAGUACAAAAGGCGGACGUGGAGUGUAUUUUUGUGUAAGAUAAAGUUAUUACAAACGGCAAGCUGUGGGGUUCAGGGGCCUUUUUUUUGCCGCCGCAGGGGAUGUACUAUCCUGUGAGUAACGGCAAUGUCAUCGAUACAGGAACACCGACCUUACUGCACAUGGUGGGAACGGGCAUGGCGACCCCGUUCCCUGCGGCGGCGGCGGCUGCGGCUGCGGCGGCACAGUUUGCGGCAAACGGGGACUUAGCUGGUGUGAAAGCAGACACGGCCACCGCGCCACAGCCCUCGAUCGUCAAGAGCGAGGGCCCACCUCCACCGGCGCCCUUACCUCCCGGCAACUUCUCACCCCAACCGAACUCACAAACACACAGCACACAAAAUUCUACAGAAAGUCACAAUACGAGCACACAGAGUGAAAGCGAAGCGUCGGAUGAAAACAAGUCGGUAAAUGUAGCAGCAGUGGUGGCUCAGCAGGCGGCGGCCGCGGUAGCGCAGCAGGCGGCGGCGGCGCACGCGGCCGCCGCGGCCGUCAGCGCAGCCGUCGCCGCAAACGCGACCACCACCACUUCCUCCGCGGAGAAAAAUCUCGUACCCGUCUCCCAAGCAUCACAACCGAAACGCCUGCACGUCUCCAAUAUACCCUUCAGAUUUAGAGAUCCAGACCUGAGAAACAUGUUCGGGCAAUAUGGCACAAUACUUGAUGUAGAAAUUAUCUUCAACGAACGUGGCUCCAAGGGAUUCGGUUUUGUAACAUUCGCAAAUAGUGGUGAUGCGGAGCGAGCACGAGAGCGUCUACACGGCACCGUGGUUGAGGGCAGAAAGAUAGAGGUAAAUAAUGCCACCGCCCGAGUGCAGACAAAGAAACCCCCAGCAGUGCCAAACGUGUGUGUCCAGUGGCCGGAAGCCCCCGCGGCGGCGCUGCGCGGCGCGGUCGUGAUGCGCGGCCGCUCGCCCCGCCCGCCCGCGCACCCUCACCCCCUCCAACCCAUGCUGCCCCGCGCCGCCGCCUACGCAUCGCAGUUGCACGCAUAUGCACCCGUAUAUUAUGACCCGUUCUUAGCUGCAGCAGCCACUGCUGAUUCGAGCUAUAGACUACAGGCGGUGAAACCCGCGGCUGAGUGUUUGCAGGCCGCUGCAGCCGCGGCGGCCGCGGCGCCGCUACUGAAGUCGCCGCUGACGAGCGCGCAGCACGCAGCAGCUGCAGCCGCUGCAGCAAACUACGGCGCGGCCGCGAGGGCCGCCGCCGCCGCUGCGGUCAGCGCUGCUCCCGCUCCCACAGCGCUUACACCGCUUGCAGCAACAUACGGAAGGGAGUACGCAGAUCCAUAUUUAGGACACAGUAUCGGUCCAGUAACAGGAUAUGGGACGGCCGUUUACAGAAGUGGUUACAACAGAUUCGCGCCAUACUAAGCCAGUGGAACAACGUAGCGAUUUUAUUACUCGAAUAUUCUUAGUAUUUCGGUCAUCUUUACGUAACAUGACAAUGAACUCUCUUUAUAAACGUACAAAAUUACGAUAGAGUAACAGUAAUAGUGGUAGCCGAUUACUGUAAGUAAGCUUAGAUAGCGUAGCGGUAGGGCGGGCUAUCGAACUCAUUCAUACCAAAGUCAUUUAAAUUUCUCAUUGAAAUAGUUUAAGUUCAAUAGUAUCGUUAAUCGUUCGAUAUUGAAAUACAAGUGCGAGCAUCCGAACUCUCACGUUUGUCAGCAAGAACCAAACGAGUCUGGCGUGAUUCAUCAAUACCCACAUAUUGUCGGUGUUUGCUAUUCCCUAGUGUAGUUGUUACAUACAUACAAUUGACAAUAGAUUAACUUGUAAAAAUAUUUAGUGAGCUUUGCACUUGCAUAUCAUAGAAAGAAAUGUAAAUAUAAUUCCAAACACAUUUUACUAAUCUAAAACAUACUAUAAUUUAAAUUUACGUGGAACAAAAUUUUAAGCUUUUAAAAUAUCUUAAAGUAAGCUGAAAGUGAAUAGCGUAUUUAUUGAACUCGUUAAACAGUUGUCACCCUUACGGUGCAGUCAAUACGAUAUACAAUUAAUUACAAUAGCGUAUCUAUUACUUUCAAAGUACUCGUUAAAUACAAAUUCUUUUGUAUGAACUAUUGAUAUGAAAUAUAUUGAUUAAAGUCGACCGUAUUGUACCUUCAAGUGUAGGUAGCUGUUUUAUAGUAGUUUUUAAACAGUUGUGGUGCGAUUCUGAAGAGGUGCCAUUUGUUCGGUUGUUAUAUACAAAUAUAAUAUAUUUUUCUGGUUACUCCUUCGAAGCAAUUGUGAACUAAGCGUGUAGUUGGUUUGUACCUACGUCACAACAUUUACUUCCUCGAGUAGCUUCAGGCUACUCCGCUACUCGGUAGAGAUUUGGCUUUAGAUUGCAUUAUUUAAUCUUAGAUUUGGAACAUUUGUAUAGUUCAAGCAAUAUUGUACAUUUAGCUUCUCAAUAGGCUAACAGUUAUUUACCGCGAUCGUUCAACCUCGAUCGAAUUGUUCACGAUCGCUAGUUGUAUUGUCUAAUUUUACUGAAUCGUAGGCGAUAAUGCUUUAAAUGUAGUGGUUAAGAAAAUAAAAAGAAUAACUCCGUGGAGUUCUUACAUAUCAUUGAGAUUUCUCCUUGUAAUUAUGAUUUAUUCUGUAAUUAUUUCCUCGACGGUGUCUAAUUUUACAGUGCUAUUUUAUUAAACCUUCAUUUUAUUGAACAAACAUUCGUACGGGUCCAACCGUUUAGAUGUCGUAACUAGAUCUUAACAUAUUUGCAUUAGGAUUGUAAAAUAUUUGUAUGAUUCGCUCAACGUUUAUACCAAAGCACAAAUACCCAUCGAUUCAUACGUAUUUCGAAGCUUUUGCAUGUCAUCGAUUUAAUCCUCAUUAGAUUUAAUAGUCUUUCUUUCGGAAAAACUUCAAAAUCUACGAGUCGUACGUAAUUAGUUGACUAUCAAAUGAAAUAUCAUAUCGGCACUCUGGAAGUUUGAGAAAAGUUGCCUUUCGAUCUUGUUUGAUUGAUAAAAGCCAUAGAUCUGAUGCGACUUCAUAUUGUUUUAACUCUUCUUUAUUUGCUACAUAUGAAAUGUAGCCAAUGCAAGAUUCUCUUUGAAUUGUUUUAUCCAAAGUAGCAUUGAAACCUCUGUACAACCGCCUUUUACAAUUUAUUGAUCAAAUAAACAAUGCUAACUAUGCAGAUUGUAAUGUGUUUCAUAUUUUUGCAAACAGCCACUUUGUCUAGAUCCGAUUGCGUUCUCUUAGAAGUUCUAGUCUUUUUGCGCACAAUUAUAUAGAAAUAAUGGUGCUUUGUUUUCUUAAAGAUUUCAUGUGAUAGCUACGAAACUGUAUUUCGUAUCUGAAUUUGAAUUCAAUGUAAGUUUAUAUUUAGGAGCUAAUGUAUAAGUUGUUUCGUGUCAUAUUUUCUUGAUUGAUACUUUUAAUUAUUUCACUCACCUAGUAGUGCCACUGGCUUUAUUUUGUAAGUUUUUUUUUAUAUUUUAUUUAAGUAAGAACGUAAUGUAGUCACGUUGCAGCUUCGAACAAGUUUAUUGUGCUUUAUUGCUAAAUACUCAUGCGUGAAUGUAUUUAAUUUUUAGGGUCUUAAUUUUAGAUCUAUAUAAUUUUUAUGCAAAUUUUACAUCUAAGUACAGAAACUGAAGUACAUGUGAUCCUAAUCAUUGAUUAUUAUUUAUAAGAUUUUUUUAAAUCUUGCUGUCACAAAUCAAAGUGAUUGAUGAAAAAUCAAUUUUGUGUGAAACAAGUAUAUAGGGUGGGUUUUGAUCGAGGAAAUAUUAUAGUCAUGAACUGAACAAAACUCACUAAAACCGAUGAUGUCCCUUGAUACAAAAUCGCCCUGUUUACUUGAAUGCUCUCUCUUUAUAUUUACGAAUGAUGCUGAUUUUAUUGAAUUUCUUUUUUAGUUGAUUUUUAUUGAAUCAUAAUAAGAAGAAUCGUAGAAAAUGUAAUACAUUAUUUAAAAUAAAUUUUUAAACUAUUUUGUUACUUGGAGGAAAAUCGGAAUUUACAUGACAUAUCUGACAAAAUGGUUAGUGUGCUACGAUAAGAUUUUGAACUGAAAUCGUCAAAAUCAAUGUAUUAUAAAUAUCGUAAUGGUUAAAAUAAGUGAUAGCUAUGUAUUUUGUAACACGAUAUGUUUCUCUAUAAAAUGUUAAAAGUUCAUGACAAUUACUCUUCUCCAUUGCGCUGUGCACAAAACUUUCGGCCGCUUCGUCAUCUGUUAGACAUAAAAAUUGUUAUAUCGUGCAUAAUAAAUCAUAUCAUUCGUUGCGUGGCACGGACAGUGCGCCGCAACCGGACUUGUAUAUAGUGUUAUGCCGCGGGCGCGACCGCAACGUGUGUUGCUUACGAUUUGUACCGUCGGAUUUAUAUUGUUAAAGUAGUGAAAGUUAAUAAGUAACACUUGUUUGUCAAUUGCACUCGUCGACGCUGUUCCCGUUAGAUUAUUCAUAUAUUAGCAGGGUUAUUAUUACGCCUACGCGUCUGAUAUUAAAAUCGUAGACGUGCCGCCACUCCACUCUAGUAAAUGCACGACAUUUGAUACACGGCAUGUCUAUGAGUUUAACUAGUUUCUCGUUUUCGUUGUACGUGUAAGAACGGCGAACGUGAAGCGUAACCUGUCGCAUAUAAGCUGACUCUUUAGCUAAAAUAUAAAACGUCGACCCGUGUUGGACGUGCAUUUUAAAUCUUUGAUAUAAAGGUUGAAUCGUUUUAUGUAUUUAGUCAAGGUAGUGGUUCUCGGACGGGGAAGGCGUCUCGUGCGACAGGUUCGCGGCGCGCUCGCACUAGGCGCGUGCGUUGACGCGACGCAGAUUUGACCAGUAUUUAGAUACUAUUACCAUGCUCAAUUUCCAUUUCUAUAUGUUGUUUGUAUAAUGUUAAAAUUUAAUGUUUUAUAGACUUUGAAUAAAAUAAAAUUACCCGCAUCUGUUAACAUAAUGAAUGUCUUCCGUUUGGCACAUUUCAUACGAUAAAGCACAUUUUGUGUCCCGAAUAGUGGAAAUAAUUUUAAAUCGAGUCGAGCCUGGUGCACAGCGAGCUCUUACAUACGAUUUGUGAUAAAUGAAUAAUGGAUUUUUUGGUGUGGCAAUUUUAUAAAUAGUUUGAUUGCAGAGCUGAUUUUCUCUUUUAAUGUAAAUAUAUAUUUUUUUUCAAAUGAAAAAUGUUGAAUGAAGUGAAUCAUUUAAAAGCCUUUGGCAUUGUGUACUCAUUUACGUUAUUAAUAAAUAUUAUAGUAUGAA
Zerene cesonia (dogface butterfly) is the source of this 5457-nucleotide messenger RNA. RefSeq names its product RNA binding protein fox-1 homolog 1-like (gene Rbfox1). Gene Ontology annotation, cellular component: nucleus; cytoplasm. Gene Ontology annotation, biological process: regulation of alternative mRNA splicing, via spliceosome; nervous system development. Gene Ontology annotation, molecular function: mRNA binding. The record is from RefSeq and is a predicted model, not a curated record. Bases 323 to 1633 code for a protein of 436 amino acids. NCBI's taxonomy places the organism in Eukaryota, Metazoa, Arthropoda, Insecta, Lepidoptera, Pieridae. The transcript has 14 exons.